Pimephales promelas (fathead minnow) is the source of this 11295-nucleotide messenger RNA. Lineage: Eukaryota; Metazoa; Chordata; Actinopteri; Cypriniformes; Leuciscidae. The record is from RefSeq and is a predicted model, not a curated record.
UCUUCUUCAUUUUCUAGAACAAGAGUUCAAGAAACUGAUCGUAUUUGUGUGUAAUUAAUUGAGAGGAAGUAGCCUACUCCGCCAUCUUACUCCGACGAAAGUGAUGUGAACACACCUGUCGGGGUGUGUUCGCAGGAGGACUUGAACUUUACACACACCAUGUCAUUAGUGAUCGUGUGUUGUUGAGCAGACAUUGAUCAUCUAACUCGUGUUUGAAUGAAUCUCAGCUAAACCCGCGCCGGAGAAGGAGAGCUGGACCCAGUCAUGAGGAGAAAUAAAGCUGAUGUGGAGCGAUACAUCUCUAGAGUCCACAGCUCCUCUCUCUCUCACACAGAGAAGUCAGUGAAAGGGUUUCUGUUCGCCAAACUGUACUUCGAGGCUAAAGAAUAUGAGCUUGCUAAAAGGCAUGUUUCGGAGUAUUUGACGGUCCAGCCGAAGGAUCCUAAAGCGCUCCGGUUCCUCGGGCAGCUGUUCGAACAGGACGGGGAAACGGACAAGGCUGUGGGAUGUUACAAGCGUUCAGUGGAUCUGAAUCCGGCUCAGUCAGACCUGGUUCUGAAGCUGGCGGAGCUGCUGUGCGGGAAACCGGAGCCUGACAACCGGGCCGAGUUCUGGGUGGAGAAAGCUGCCAAACUGCUGCCGGGACAUCCCAACGUCUUCAACCUGAGGGAGAAGCUUCUGAGCUCACGAGGACAGAACGGCUCCGUCCAGCUGUACGAGCUGCUUCAGUCUGAGCUCAAGCUGCGACCCGACGACAUCUACAUCAAUGGCCGGCUGGUGCGUCUGUACAGCGAGGACGGCCGGCUCGAGGAGGCGGUGAAGCACUGUCUGGAGGUGGAGAAGACCGGCCUUCUGAGGGGCCAGCUGGAGUGGUACGAGCUUCUGGUCAAGACCCUUCAGGAGUAUCUCCGCCAGCCGCGCGUGGUGUCGAACGAGCAGGUGUCGCGCAAGUUUCACAAGGAGCUGCUGCUGGCGCUCUGCAGCCGCGUCCGACUGACGCUGAAGGAGAAGAGCUGCGAGGAGAGCGCUGAUGCUCUCUGGAGCUUGGACCGUUUGAUGCAGUCUCUGAAGGACACGGCCACGAAGACUCUGGACGAGCUGUCGGAGGUGUUCACGGAGACGAGGGCUCAGCUGUACCUGUACGCCGGGACGCUGCUUCUGAAGACGGCGCAGGACAGGGCGCGGGAGUGGAGGGCCGUACGGGAUUUUGCGGCUGUCUGUUACCUCGUGGCCUAUCAGGCUCCGAGACCCAAAGUCAAGAGGUUGAAUGGUGAGAAGCUAUCCUAUGAGCCUUUGGAGCUGCUGGCCUCGGACCGCCAGAGUCAGGCGGGUCACAUGCUGUUGAAUCUGAGCCGGGACGUGGAGCAGCUGCUGAAGGAGGUGGUGGAGGCGUUCGGGAACCGGAACGGGCCGAGUCUUCUGUUCGACAUGCUCUUCGGCUCAAAGGAGCACGACCAGCUCUCCUUCAUCUGCAACGACAAGAUGCACAUGGUCAGCGCACACGCGCCCAGAGCCAAACAUCUGGCCAAGUGGGACAGCGGUGCGGUGCUGUUGCACGCGGGCGAUCUUCAGCACCUGGCGUGGCUCGGCCUGCAGUGGGCGCUGAUGGAGCAGAGUGUCAGCCUGCAGCGCUGGCUCAAGCAGCUCUUCCCUCGCCUCACGCUCGAGACCUCCAAACUAGACACCAACUCACCCGAGUCCAUCUGCCUGCUCGACCUGGAGGUGUUCUUGUGCGGCGUUGUGUUCAGCAGUCAGACGCAGCUGCAGGAGACGGCACGGAUGUCCUCGUGCUCCUCACCGCAUCAGCCCCGGUGUUUGCCUCUGCACAUCAUCAGGCUCCUGUCCUCCGCCAAGCAGCGCGAGUGGUGGGACGCCGUCUACCGUCUGAUCCACAAGAGAGCGCUGCCUGGGACGUUGGCUAAACUGCGGAUGCUGGUUCAGCGCGGUCUCGGCACGAUUCGCGCCGGAGAGAAACACGGCCUUCAGCCGGCGCUGCUCAUCCACUGGGCUCAGCAUCUCACUUAUGUGGGGGAACGGGUGAAGGACUAUGCAGGCCGCAGUGUGCACUACUGGAAAGUUGUGCUUCCCUUGCUUGAGAAAAUCCGAAACAAACACAGUAUUCCUGAACCUCUGGAGCCGAUGUUCAUGCACUUUCACAGUAAAGACAUACAGCCUUCUCAAGUGCGAGUAUAUGAGGAAGAGGCCGCCAUAAGCUCUGCCAUACUGCUUGACAUCGAGGGCAACACUGACGAGGCCAUCGCAAAGCUGGAGAAGCUCAACAGCACCUUGUCUAACUGGCAUCUUGCUAAGAUCUAUCAGAGGCUGUCGGAGGAGGUGGGAAACAGAAUGGAGGAGACGCAGGGCAGGUGCACCAACUUCCUCCUGCAGUUCAGGAAAUACCUCACAAAGGCUUAUCAGGCCAGUCCAAAAGACAUGGACAAGUUGCCUGUAUCUAUGGAGGAUGUGAUGGAUAUGCUGAACGAGGUUAACCAUCAGCUUGCAGAAGAUGACGAUUGGGAUGAAGAUCAUGUGGACUAUCCACUGACGUCCAGCCCCGGUCAGCCCACUGAGCCACAUGUGAAGUUCUCCACUCCGUCUCCAUCUAAAAGUUCCACGUCUCCAUCUAAAAGAUCUAUGUUUUCACCCAAAACGACUCCUCACUGGGCCGAGGACCAAAAGUCCCUCCUGCAGAUGUUGUGCCAGCAGUUCGAGUCCUUGAAGAAUGAGGUUCGUGACCUGCUCCUUAAUUCCCCUGAAGCGACAGCAUCCUCAUAUAGGAUGUACAGAGAUAACUAUCCUGCAGAAGGACUUCAGCACGGAUACCCUGGACCACAGGCCUUCCAUGGUGCUCCUCUUACUGGUCCCUCUGCGUACUACAACCAGUCUCCAGCAUAUAAUUCACAGUAUCUUCUACGCACUGCUGCAAAUGUUACACCAACAAAGGCCCCAGUAUACGGGAUGAAUCGUCUUCCUCCACAGCAGCAUAUGUAUGCCUACCAACAAUCAACACACACACCACCUCUUCAGUCCACUCCUGCAUGCAUAUAUCCCCAAGAGCAAGUCUUUGGUGCUCCCAUCCGGUUUGAGUCACCAGCUACAUCCUUACUCUCCCCAUACAGUGAAGAGUAUUAUGGUCACAAUUUUCCUCAACCUACAGUCAAUCCAACAUUACCAGAGCCUGGAUAUUUCACCAAGCCAUGUGUCGAUACAUCCACGCAGCCAUCCAAGAGCAGUGAAAACAAGGCUGUUGACCCCAAGAUGAGUCUUGGGUCGCAGUUCACAGGUGAACCUCCUAAGGUUCCAAACUUUGGGGGUGUGGCCGGUGCCCCAUCAACAUCAGCAACAACUGCCUUCAAGUUCAACUCCAAUUUCAAGUCCAAUGAUGGUGAUUUCACCUUUUCCUCAGCUCAGAUGAAAAAUAGUGAAAGCCUUUUGGGACUUCUGACGUCAGAUAGUCCUCCCAAAGCGGAAGGACCAUCAGAACCGAAACAUCAGACCCAAGACCAGCCGCCUAGCCAAAGCGGAGUCUUUACUUUUGGAAGUAAAAGUGUCACAGGAUUUUCAUUCACCGAUGCUGCUCAGAGCAAAAUGAAGAUUUUUGGCAACACUGACCAAAGAUUUAGCUUUGCAAGUGGAACCAAACCUGUUUUAAGAAUCCCAGAGGUUCGGGAAGAAAAAAGCGGGGAAAGUGAUAAUGAUAGCACCCAUGUGGAAGAGGAAGAGGAUGGACCUCAUUUUGAGCCCAUUGUGCCUCUUCCUGAUAAGGUUGAUGUGAAAACUGGUGAGGAGGAGGAAGAGGAGAUGUUCUGCAAGAGAGCAAAACUCUUCCGGUUCGACCCUGAGACUAAAGAAUGGAAAGAGAGGGGCAUUGGAAGUCUCAAAAUUCUCAAACACAGAACUUCAGGGAAAGUUCGUCUGUUGAUGAGGAGGGAACAGGUUCUCAAAAUCUGUGCUAAUCACUAUAUCACUGCAGAUAUGGUCCUCAAACCAAAUGCUGGAUCUGACAAGACCUGGGUGUGGUAUGCUAUGGACUAUGCAGAUGAAAUGCCCAAGAAUGAGCGGUUGGCCGUUCGUUUUAAAACUGCGGAUGAGGCCACACUGUUUAAAUUAAAUUUUGAGGAAGCUCAAAAAUUCAUUCUAGAGUCUCCACAAGGCCAACAAAUGGAAAAUAAAAAUGAAACUCCGAAACCUCAGGUUUCAUCCAAAGAAAUGGAUCUUAAAACACUGUUUUCCAAGAAGACAGGUGAAUGGGACUGUGAUGUGUGCUGUGUAAGAAACGCUCCCACAUCUGCAGUGUGUGUUGCCUGCAACAGUGCAGCUCCUUCUACAGCAAAGAUUAAACCUGUAGAGGAACUUAAAGGCUCUGCUCCUGUGGCUCCUCAUGCCAAAUCUUUUUCUUUUGGACUUACUGGAGACACUGAUAUCAGCUCAAAGGGUUUAGCAUUUGGGUCUCAAAUACCAGUUUCUUUUCAAUUUGGAUCAAAUUAUUCUGCAGGAACCACUGUUGACCUUACAGCUCAGGCUGAUAAGAAAACUAUUCAGGCUGAAGCACCACAACAUGCGAAAGUGCCAGCAACUCCAGUUCUCCCUUUUGGCUCUCAAUUUGUUAAGAAAGAGGGUCAAUGGGACUGUGACUCCUGCUUCGUGAGGAAUGAUGCUUCCGCAACUGAAUGCGUUUCUUGCAAAGCCCCCUGCAGUAUUAAGUUAGCUGCCAUGUUUGGUAAAAAAGAGGGACAGUGGGAUUGUGACACUUGCCUGGUAAGAAAUGAAGGUACAGCUAGGCAGUGUGCUUCAUGUCAGGCAGCAAACCCAAAUAUGAAAGCCAAGACCUCUACUGCACCAUCAAGGUCCUCUUUUUCAUUCAGUUUUGGUAGUUCUAGCAAGCAAAUGAGUCUUGGGUCGCAGUUCACAGGUGAACCUCCUAAGGUUCCAAACUUUGGGGGGGUGGCCGGUGCCCCAUCAACAUCAGCAACAACUGCCUUCAAGUUCAACUCCAAUUUCAAGUCCAAUGAUGGUGAUUUCACCUUUUCCUCAGCUCAGAUGAAAAAUAGUGAAAGCCUUUUGGGACUUCUGACGUCAGAUAGUCCUCCCAAAGCGGAAGGACCAUCAGAACCGAAACAUCAGACCCAAGACCAGCCGCCUAGCCAAAGCGGAGUCUUUACUUUUGGAAGUAAAAGUGCCACAGGAUUUUCAUUCACAGAUGCUGCUCAGAGCAAAAUGAAUAUUUUUGGCAACACUGACCAAAGACUUAGCUUUGCAAGUGGAACCAAACCUGUAUUAGGAAUCCCAGAGGUUCGGGAAGAAAAAAGCGGGGAAAGUGAUAAUGAUAGCACCCAUGUGGAAGAGGAAGAGGAUGGACCUCAUUUUGAGCCCAUUGUGCCUCUUCCUGAUAAGGUUGAUGUGAAAACUGGUGAGGAGGAGGAAGAGGAGAUGUUCUGCAAGAGAGCAAAACUCUUCCGGUUCGACCCUGAGACUAAAGAAUGGAAAGAGAGGGGCAUUGGAAGUCUCAAAAUUCUAAAACACAGAACAUCCGGGAAAGUUCGUCUGUUGAUGAGGAGGGAACAGGUUCUCAAAAUCUGUGCUAAUCACUAUAUCACUGCAGAUAUGGUCCUCAAACCAAAUGCUGGAUCUGACAAGUCCUGGGUGUGGUAUGCUAUGGACUAUGCAGAUGAAAUGGCCAAGACUGAGCAGUUGGCUGUUCGUUUUAAAACUGCGGAUGAGGCCACACUGUUUAAAUUCAAAUUUGAGGAAGCUCAAAAAUUCAUUCUAGAGUCUCCACAAGGCCAACAAAUGGAAAAUAAAAAUGAAACUCCGAAGCCUCAGGUUUCAUCCAAAGAAAUGGAUCUUAAAACACUGUUUUCCAAGAAGCAGGGUGAAUGGGACUGUGAUGUGUGCUGUGUAAGAAACGCUCCCACAUCUGCGGUGUGUGUUGCCUGCAAUAGUGCAGCUCCUACAGCAAAGGAAAAACCUGUAGUGUCCCCACAUGGCCAACAGUUGAAAAAGAAAUGUGAAACUCCAAAGCCUCAGAUUUCAUCCAAAGAAAUGGAUCUUAAAACACUGUUUUCCAAGAAGCAGGGUGAAUGGGACUGUGAUGUGUGCUGUGUAAGAAACGCUCCCACAUCUGCGGUGUGUGUUGCGUGCAACAGUGCAGCUCCUUCUACAGCAAAGGAAAAACCUGUAGUGUCCCCACAUGGCCAACAGUUGAAAAAGAAAUGUGAAACUCCAAAGCCUCAGAUUUCAUCCAAAGAAAUGGAUCUUAAAACACUGUUUUCUAAGAAGACGGGUGAAUGGGACUGUGAUGUGUGCUGUGUAAGAAACGCUCCCACAUCUGCAGUGUGUGUUGCCUGCAAUAGUGCAGCUCCUUCUACAGCAAAGAUUAAACCUGUAGAGGAACUGAAAGGCUCUGCACCUGUGGCUCCUCCUGCCAAAUCUUUUUCUUUUGGACUUACUGGAGACACUGAUGUCAGCUCAAAGGGAUUAGCAUUUGGGUCUCAAAUACCUGUUUCUUUUCAAUUUGGAUCAAAUGAUUCUGCAGGAACCGCUGUUGACCUUACAGCUCAGGCUGAUAAGAAAACUAUUCAGGCUGAAGCACCACAACAUGCGAAAGUGCCAGCAACUCCAGUUGUCCCUUUUGGCUCUGGUUUUGGCUCUCAGUUUGUUAAGAAAGAGGGUCAAUGGGACUGUGACUCCUGCUUCGUGAGGAAUGAUGCUUCAGCAACUGAAUGCGUUUCUUGCAAAGCCCCCUGCAGCAUUGAGUUAGCUGCCAUGUUUGGUAAAAAAGAGGGACAGUGGGAUUGUGACACUUGCCUGGUAAGAAAUGAAGGUACAGCUAGGCAGUGUGUUUCAUGUCAGGCAGCAAACCCAAAUAUGAAAGGCAAGACCUCUACUGCACCAUCAAGUUCCUCUUUUUCAUUCAGUUUUGGUAGUUCUAGCAAGCAACCUGCUGCAACAGGAUUUACUGCCAAUUUCAAUCCAGGCCCUGCUUUUCAGUUUGGUACAAGUAAAGAAAAAGCAUCCUCAGAAGGUUUUAAGUUUGUAGAGUCUUCUACAUCUCAGGCUGAUAAGUCGAGCAGUUCAGUGUUUUCGUUUUCCAUGCCAGUGCCUGCUGGAGGUUUCAAGUUUGGCAUUGCAGAAUCUGAGGCAAACGCAUCAGACGGACAGUCACAAAAUGGAUCUGCAUCUGACCUCUUAAAAAAUAUUGCUGAACUUCACAGAGAGAAAAAAGAAGCAAUCCCAAGUUCCUCAGAUGAGCCCUUAGACACUGGUAGUCAUGAUAACAAUCCCCUCAUUACCGGUAAGCCUGACUCUUUUAGUUUUGCAGACUUGGCAACGUGCUCACAAGGUAGUUUUCAGUUUGGCCAGGAGGAUCCCACUUUCAAAGGCUUUGCUGGUGCUGGCCAGCAGCUGUUUACAGCAAUUAAUUCCACCCCCAAGACAGAUACCUCUGCUGAUCAAGAAGAUGAAAUGUACAAAACAGAGGAUAAUGACGAUAUUCAGUUUGAGCCAGUUGUUCAGAUGCCUGAGAAGGUUGACCUUGUUACAGGGGAAGAAGAUGAGAAAAGCUUGUAUUCGCAGCGUGUCAAACUCUUCAGAUUUGAUACAGAAACAAGCCAAUGGAAAGAAAGAGGAGUUGGAAACCUUAAGCUGCUCAAAAAUAAUAAGAAUGGGCGACUUCGAGUUCUUAUGAGGAGAGAGCAGGUGUUGAAGGUAUGUGCUAAUCAUUGGAUUACAACCACAAUGAACUUGAAACCCCUCUCUGGGUCAGACCGAGCCUGGAUGUGGAUUGCCAAUGACUUUUCAGACGGAGAUGCCAGAUUAGAACAGCUUGCGGCAAAAUUCAAAACACCAGAGCUUGCUGUAGAGUUCAAGCUAAAAUUUGAGGAGUGUCAGCGGCUGCUAUUGGAUAUUCCUUUGCAGACCCCUCACAAGCUUGUGAAUACUGGCAGAACGGCCCAACUUAUACAGAAAGCUGAAGAAAUGAAAUCUGGUCUUAAAGACCUCAAAUCAUUCUUGACUUUCCAAAGCAAGGAUGAUGAAAGUAUCAGUACCUCUUCAGUCACAGUCAAACUCGACUCUGAAAGCACCACAACUGCUUUAGAAUGGGAUAAUUAUGAUUUGCAAGAAGAAGCGCUUGACAACUAUGCUGAUUCUUCUGUGUGCAAUACCUCUUUGCAGCCUGAUCCAGUGGGAAAAAGUUUGUUCCGUUUUGGCGAAUCGUCCACAGGCUUUAGUUUCAGUUUUCAGCCUAUUCUCAGUCCCUCCAAGUCUCCAUCUAAGCUAAACCAGAGCCAGGCUUCCGUUGGCACAGAUGAUGAACAAGAAGCAUCGCAAGAGGAAGAGCGAGAUGGUCAGUACUUUGAGCCUGUUGUGCCGUUGCCUGAUCUUGUUGAGGUCUCAACAGGAGAGGAGAACGAGCAAGUCAUUUUCAGUCACAGGGCCAAACUAUACCGCUAUGAUAAAGAACUUAGUCAGUGGAAGGAACGAGGUAUAGGAGACCUUAAAAUACUACAAAACUACGAAACAAAGCGCGUCAGACUUGUUAUGAGGCGUGAUCAAGUCCUGAAAUUGUGUGCAAACCAUUGGAUUGCUUCAAAUAUGAAUCUUGAGCCCAUGAAAGGAUCCGAGAAAGCAUGGAUCUGGAGUGCCUUUGAUUUUGCUGAAGGCCAGGGCAAGAUUGAACAGUUGGCUGUAAGGUUUAAACUGGAAGAAACGGCAAGAAUGUUCAAAGAAGUCUUCGAAGAGGCAAAGGCUGCCCAGGAAAAAGACACUCUUCUCACCCUGCUUUCCGCAAGAGUACCUGCCUUCAGCCAAGAGCCAAUUUGUGGUAAGGCUGCAGUUGCUGUACUUGAGGAAACCACAAAAGAGCGUACUGUACUUCCCGAGGUUGAAAGCAGUCCUAAACUAGAUGGGUCGCCUGGGGCAGAGCUUGGUGCUCAGGUCACCAAGACUCCCAAGUUCUCUUUUGUCUCUCCUCCCAAGUUCGUCUUUGGUUCAGACUCUGUGGAGAAGAUCUUUGGGAGCCCUUUGUCAUCGAAAGAGAAAUCACCUGUUAUGAUUCCCAGUCCAAAAGAUGAGGAAACGAGUGCCUCAAGACUGAAAACCUCUGGACAGGAAGUAACCAGUCAGCCAUCCAUUGGAAAUCCUUUCAGCAUCCCAACAAAAAUCGAGACUCAUCAGACCAGGCAACAUUUUUCCAGUCUUCAACUCUCCAAUUUUGUUUCGCCUGGGUCAGAACAGAAGAACGCUCUGGACGUGUGUGAUGAAGAUGAUGAUGUUGAGAUCAUAUUUGAGCAUAAGCCAACGAGAGAGCAGGCAGAACUGGCCGCCAGACUGAUGCUUCCUCCUGCCUUCUUCUGUUACAAAAACGUCCCAGGAUACGUCAGUGACGAUGACGACGAUGAUGAAGAUUUUGAAACCGCAGUGAGGAAUCUGAAAGGAAAGCUGUAUCCGGACGGAGCUGAAGGGCCGUCAGAUCACGACUCUGAGGUCACACUAGUGUGGGAGAAGAAGCCGACUGCAGACGAGGAGCAGAGAGCCAGACGCCUGAAGCUGCCGCCCACCUUCCUCUGCGACGUCAGCAGCGACUCCGACUCCGAGCGACCCGACGACGUCAGCGCAGAGCUACACACACUGCAGCACGCUCAGGUGAAGCCGGAGCCUUCCCAUGAUGCAGCAGCGGAAGAGCCUCCCGUGGCCGGCAGUGUUGACCCCAUUGACCUCUCCACGAAGAGGAGCAGCGAGAGCGAGUCCAGCUCCACUGCAGCAGGUCUUCCUUUUGCAUUCGCAUCUGAGAGUGCGUUUUCAUUUGGAGACUUGGCAAAGACUGCAGGAGAAUUUGCUUUUGGCAAAAAAGAUGCUAAUUUUUCUUGGUCAAACGCCGGGGCCGCGGUCUUCGGUAAUGCACCCGUGCGAACUGAAGGAGGAGAAGCACACGAUGAAGGAGAAGAGGGCAGUGAUGACGAAUCUCCCCGUAAUGAGGAGAUCCACUUUGAGCCGAUCGUGUCCUUGCCAGAGGUGGAGGUGAAGUCUGGCGAGGAGGACGAGGAUAUCCUGUUCAAAGAAAGGACUAAACUCUACCGCUGGGACCGCGAGCUCAACCAGUGGAAAGAGCGCGGUGUGGGAGACAUCAAGAUCCUCUUCCACCCCGUCAAGAAGUGCUACCGUGUGCUGAUGAGACGCGAGCAGGUGCUGAAGGUCUGUGCCAACCACACCAUCAGCCAGAGCAUGGAGCUCAAGCCCAUGAACACCUCGGCCAACGCACUGGUGUGGACCGCCACCGACCACUCCGAGGGAGACGGGAAGGUUGAGCAGCUCGCAGCCAAGUUCAAGACUCCCGAGCUGGCCGAGUCCUUCAGACGAGCGUUCGUCGACUGCCAGAGCUUCAUGUCGCGGGCCGACUGCGCUCAGGUGUCCGUGGCCGAGGCCCAUUCUCGAGACUCCAACCCCGUGGUGUUCUUCAACAUGGCCGUCGAUGGCGAGCCGGCUGGGAGAAUCGUCAUGGAGCUGUUCGCUCACAUCGUUCCCAAAACGGCGGAGAACUUCCGGGCUCUGUGCACGGGCGAGAAGGGCUUCGGUUUCCGCAGCUCCGUCUUCCACAGGAUCGUCCCCGACUUCAUGUGUCAGGGGGGUGACAUCACCAGCGGGGACGGGACGGGAGGACGGUCCAUCUACGGAGGGAAGUUUGAGGACGAGAACUUCGACGUGAGGCACACGGGCCCGGGACUGCUGUCCAUGGCCAACCGCGGCAGAGACACCAACAGCUCGCAGUUCUUCAUCACCCUCAAGAAAGCAGAACACCUGGACUUCAAGCACGUGGCUUUCGGCUUCGUCAAAGAAGGCAUGGAUGUGGUGAAGAGAAUAGGAGAGCUGGGCGGGAAGGACGGCAAACCCACUAAAGCCAUCACCAUCUCAGACUGUGGACAGCUCUGAACGUUUGGGAAACUUCUGUUCAUGGAGGAAACUGUUCCCUCAACUUUUGUGUAAAUGUGAGAGAUAAUGUGUGUACAUGCAGUGUUUUAUUUUUGUCCUGUUUGUAUCUUACUGCAUUAGUUGACAAUAAAAUUUAUGCUUUGCAAAAUAAAGUUGCUUUUUUUGAACUUGUUUACCCCAGAUUUACCUUGAUAUGUAUUGAGUUUACGGGCUUUUUCGAGGUUUGCUUUCUCUCUUAGACGUGUGUAUUUUGGCUGAAAGGCUCAUUUCCCUCCAGAGUUUUAGAUGGAGCUGAAAUACAGUUUUGCUGUACCUCAAUCCAAUCUCCUGAACAUGAAUAAACAUCUGGCCGGUAGCUUUUCACUA